GUGUUCACAUGUCAACUUAAACGCAUUUGUUUAGCAAAAGUUGUUCGAUCGGCAGUAAUAAUAAUAAUAAUGAAAAUUCAAACAAGAAUACGGCUUGUUCUGUCGUUUCUCCUUUGUUCAAGCUCGUGUCCUGUCCAUUGUGACAUUGGAAAUGUGGGCCACUACUCGCAAACGUUAGUCAAUUCCUUUCUGGAUUUAUACACAGAUAACAACGACAGCAUCAGCAGCAGUAGCAGCAGACCUAGUGAAACAAUGGCUCCUGAUAAUAGCAAAGCUAAUUUCGAACCCAUUGUGCCUACACACAUAUAUCCUUAUUUACUGCUGUCGCUAUGGGUAACAUGCAUAACCUGCAUAGUCUGUUGUUGCUUAUACUGCAAGUGCCAGCAAGCGGAUAGUCUGACCGCGUACAACUUAAAUAGCUUUGAGCUCCAGGAAGUACAUGUCGUGGAUCAUCCCUUACCGCAUGUCAAAGGAUGUGUCUGCCUUGGUUGCUUGCAGCGACAGGUAGCCAAGGAGCUGCAGCAAAAACGAUCACAAUAAAAACAAUUGGCUAA
Molecule: messenger RNA, 554 nt
Organism: Drosophila hydei
Lineage: Eukaryota; Metazoa; Arthropoda; Insecta; Diptera; Drosophilidae
Exons: 2
Coding region: 70-540 (156 amino acids)
Source: RefSeq, a predicted model, not a curated record